Eurytemora carolleeae is the source of this 2230-nucleotide messenger RNA. Its product is annotated as tubulin gamma-1 chain. NCBI's taxonomy places the organism in Eukaryota, Metazoa, Arthropoda, Copepoda, Calanoida, Temoridae. Gene Ontology annotation, cellular component: gamma-tubulin complex; microtubule; spindle. Gene Ontology annotation, biological process: cytoplasmic microtubule organization; mitotic sister chromatid segregation; mitotic cell cycle. The coding region runs from base 1 to 1590 and encodes 529 amino acids. Gene Ontology annotation, molecular function: structural constituent of cytoskeleton; GTP binding. The record is from RefSeq and is a predicted model, not a curated record. The transcript is spliced from 20 exons.
AUGUUUGAGGAGGAAGAGCACUAUGUCAUCAAUUCAUCUACACACCUUGAUACACUUCGUGGAGAGCUUAUUCAGCUUUCGGGACUUGAAGAGUACUGCGAUUUGAAAGUGUAUUGCAGCGAUGGAGAGAUUAAAAUGAACAGGCUUGUUUUGGGUCUUCUCUUCUCUGUUAUAACAGAUCAUGGAGCUGUUUAUCUACCGGACUAUACACAAGAAGAACUUCAGAAAUCUGUCAAUCGAUCAAUGGCAGGCAUUAAGAUUAAAGAAAGGACUCCAGGUAGGAAUAUAGCGGGAAUUUCACCAGAAGGAAUACUACUGGAGCACGCUACAGAGGGUAUAGAUAGGAAGGAUGUUUUCUUCUACCAGGCUGAUGAUGAACACUACAUCCCUCGGUCAGUGCUGCUGGAUCUGGAGCCAAGAGUCAUCAAUACUAUCAUGAACAGUGAGUACAAGAAGCUGUACAACCCUGAAAACGUGUACUUAGCCAAGGAUGGAGGUGGAGCCGGGAACAACUGGGCUAGUGGCUUUGGACAGGGUGAGAGUCUACAUGAAGAGGUGUUUGAUAUAAUAGACCGUGAGGCAGAUGGGUCAGAUUCCCUGGAGGGAUUUGUUCUCACACACAGUAUUGCGGGAGGAACCGGUUCUGGUAUGGGAAGUUAUGUCCUGGAAAGAUUAGCGGACAGAUAUCCUAAAAAACUUGUGCAAACUUACAGUGUCUUCCCAAAUCAGGAAACGUCCAGUGAUGCCGGAGGAAUAGGAGUUUCAGAUGUCGUCGUCCAACCUUACAACAGUAUUCUUACACUCAAGAGAUUAACCCAGUGUGCAGACUGUGUAGUAGUUCUAGAUAAUACUGCUCUAAAUAGGAUUGCCUCUGAAAGACUACAUAUUCAGAAUCCCUCCUUCACUCAGAUCAAUGAACUCGUCUCUACUAUUAUGUCUGUAUCUACCACCACCCUGAGAUAUCCGUCCUUUAUGAACAAUGAUUUAAUUGGUCUCAUCUCUCCACUCAUCCCUACUCCCAGGUUACACUUUCUGAUGACAGGAUACACACCUCUGACAACAGAUCAGGACCACGUGAAUAUUCGUAAGACGACUGUCCUGGACGUGAUGCGUCGUCUGCUGCAGCCAAAGAACAUGAUGGUGAGCACGGCCACAGACAGGGACAGGGCCACUAAGGACUGCUACAUCUCCAUCCUUAAUAUAAUCCAGGGUGAAGUUGAUCCGACACAGGUUCACAAAAGUUUGCAAAGAAUUCGCGAGAGAAAACUUGCAAACUUUAUACCCUGGGGACCAGCAUCUAUUCAGGUUGCAUUGUCCCGGAAGUCCCCGUAUGUUGCCACCUCCCAUCGUGUGUCAGGACUUAUGAUGGCCAACCAUACUUCUAUCUCAUCUCUGUUUGAGAGAGCAAUGAGAGACUACGAUAAACUGCGGAAACGAAAUGCCUUCCUUGACCAGUUCAGAAAGGAGCCUAUGUUUGCUGACGGGUUGGAUGAGAUGGAUGAUAGUAGAGAAGUUGUUCAGCAGCUUGUUGACGAAUAUCAUGCUGCCAGGAAACCUGAUUAUCUAAGUUGGGGGAUGAAUCAGUCUUAAGACCUGCCACUGUUGUAUUAUUACCUCAAUGGUUUGAAAGAUUAUACCUAGCUCCAAGAAUUAAGGAUCCGGCCAAAUACUUGCUGUAUAGAUCAGAAAUACGAAUCAAAGAUCAUAUUUGCUUUCAAUUACUAUACAUUAGACUUCAAAACUCACGACUCUAUUCAUAUUAAGAUUCUAAAAUUCAUAAUCUCCGAUCUAGGAGUUGUGUAUAAAAGCUAUUUUAAAAAACGUUAAUCUUCAUAUUAAAUUGUACCAACACUUAAACCAGUGAUCUGAAUCCAGAAAACUCACCAGCCGUUGUAUAACCGAUGUAUGACGCUGAUUGGUUAAAUGUACUUUUUUCUUAACACAUGUACAGAUGCGAAUUGUACAACAGGAGCAUGGAUUUACAGUUAACACCAAAACGAAUAUCUUUAAUAAAAAAACUAUUAAAAUUAUAAAAGAGAAAUAUGCCCACUUAACAUUUAGGUAUGAAUCACAUUUUAAUUAGCUUAAUUUAAAGAGAAUUUAAGAAAACACUAGUUUAUUGAACUCACUGUGCCCUGUAUUAUGUAUCCCUCAUAUUGUAUUAUUUAUCGGGAAAAUGAUAUUACGCUUCAUAGAAAAUGUAUCAAAUAUAUUUUAAUUUUAUCAUUUA